AAUUUAAUUAUAGGCCUAGGCCCAAGAUUAAAGUAAGCUUGGCCCAAAUUUGUUUCGUAAUGAGAGAGACUGAUACAUAAUUCUUGAAACGAUUUCUUCACUCUCUUAUUUUGACAAUUCGAUACUUAGAAAUGGCUUCUUCGUCUUUACCUCCGGCGAUGGAAGUCGGAGAAUAUAUAAACUGGACGGAGCUUCCACCGGAACUGACGUCAGCAAUCCUGCACCGUCUUGGCGCGAUUGAGAUACUUGAAAACGCUCAGAAAGUUUGCAGAUCGUGGCGCCGAGUUUGUAAAGACCCAUCGAUGUGGCGUAAAAUCGACAUGCAUAACCUCGGAGAUUUGGAAGACAUGGAUUACAACCUCGAGAUCAUGUGUCGCCACGCUGAGAUCGAUAUAUGGUACUUUGGUACUGAUGGUCUCCUCAAUUACAUCGCCUAUAGGUCGAGUAAUCUGAGAAGCCUUAGACUGACAAGAUCAAGUAAUCUGAAAAGUUUUGCACUUCCAGUCUGUUACCCAUCGAUAACAACAAUAGAAGAACUUGUUAACGCAAUCGCGAAAUUUCCAUUUCUUGAAACCCUCGAGUUCUUCGACUUUUUGUUUAUACUGGAUUUGAAAGCUAUAGGCCACGCUUGCCCACAGCUAAAGACAUUGAAGAUAAACUUCUCAGGCUACACCCCUUGUGAUGAUGAUGAUGCCAUAGCAAUCGCUGAAAGCAUGCCGGAACUACGCCACCUCCAGCUUAUGGGGAACGGACGACUAACCGACACAGGCUUGAACGCCAUUCGUGACGGUUGUCCUCAUCUGGAACACCUUGACAGACGUGAUGAAUCUCCUGGGGAUCACGAUCGCCAUGAGAUCGUGACUAGAGCUUCUGUGAUCCUUAUGAGAUCAUAAUCGGUUGUUCAUAAUUAUCAUUUUAUCAUCUUGUGUAAUCUGUGUUUGUGUGAUUGUAAUCAAUAGCUACAGAGAUCUAUAAAGGAUUUUGUGAGUU
This is a messenger RNA of Arabidopsis arenosa, 990 nucleotides long. The record is from the annotation of a GenBank genome assembly. NCBI's taxonomy places the organism in Eukaryota, Viridiplantae, Streptophyta, Magnoliopsida, Brassicales, Brassicaceae.